Messenger RNA from Pteropus alecto (black flying fox), 5575 nucleotides. It is a transcript of the gene FHIP2A, whose product is annotated as family with sequence similarity 160 member B1. The coding region runs from base 292 to 2421 and encodes 709 amino acids. The record is from RefSeq and is a predicted model, not a curated record. NCBI's taxonomy places the organism in Eukaryota, Metazoa, Chordata, Mammalia, Chiroptera, Pteropodidae. The transcript has 16 exons.
UUUGAUAUCUGACAUGUGGAAGCAAAUUAAAGCUCACCUCUUAUUUUUAUGUUACUGUCACAUCAUUAGUAGACAAAUAUAGAGUUCUACUUUAUGGGAAACUUUCAUUGCCAUCUUCUUAAUCGCUGUGGUCUUUGUGUGUGUGUGUGUGUAUUUGUGUAGCUGGCACCUUCUCUUCCUUUACAAGAAGAUUUCGUUUAUCACUGGAAGGCGAUCACCCAUUACUACAUAGAGACUUCAGAUGACAAAGCCCCAGUCACAGAUACAAAUAUUCCAUCUCAUCUGGAACAGAUGUUAGAUAUAUUGGUCCAAGAAGAAAAAGAACGAGAAUUUGGAGAGACGGGGCCAUGUAUGGAAUAUUUACUUCAUCACAAGAUCUUGGAAACAUUAUAUACCUUAGGGAAAGCUGACUGUCCUCCAGGAAUGAAACAGCAGGUUUUGGUAUUCUACACUAAGCUUCUGGGGAGAGUCAAGCAGCCACUACUUCCACACAUUAACGUGCACAGGCCAGUGCAGAAAUUAAUUCGACUGUGCGGUGAAGUUCUUGCAACACCAACGGAAAAUGAAGAAAUUCAGUUUCUCUGUAUUGUAUGUGCAAAACUGAAAGAAGAUCCCUAUUUGGUUAAUUUUUUUUUGGAGAAUAAGUUGAAAUCAUUGGCUUCCCAAGGAGUUCCAAAUGUAAUUUCAGAAGACGCAUUAAAAGGUCAAGAUUCCUUGUCAACAGAUCCAGGACAGGCCUGUCUGCCGGAGGACCUACUGUGUGGCGCUACUGGAGUGGAGCAAACAGAGUUAGAAGAAGAUGAGCCUCCUCGUCAGAUGGAUGACCUGUCCACAAGCUUGGAUAAUCUCAGUGUUGCUUCCCUGCCAGAGGCCACAGUCGUUCGUCCCAACCAAGAUUAUAAUUUAGUGAAUUCUUUGUUAAAUCUUACUAGAAGUCCUGAUGGCCGAAUAGCUGUGAAAGCCUGCGAGGGCUUGAUGCUCUUAGUGAGCUUGCCGGAGCCUGCAGCUGCCAAGUGCCUCACUCAGAGCACGUGCUUGUGUGAGUUGCUGACAGACAGACUCGCCUCCCUGUACAAGGCCCUACCUCAGUCCGUGGACCCCUUAGAUAUCGAAACAGUGGAAGCAAUUAACUGGGGCUUGGACUCAUAUAGUCAUAAAGAAGAUGCUUCGGCAUUUCCAGGAAAACGAGCCUUAAUUUCAUUUCUUUCCUGGUUUGAUUAUUGUGAUCAACUCAUUAAGGAAGCACAAAAGACUGCUGCUGUUGCUCUCGCCAAAGCCGUUCAUGAAAGAUUUUUCAUUGGUGUUAUGGAGCCUCAGUUAAUGCAAACUUCUGAGAUGGGUAUUCUGACAUCAACUGCUCUGCUUCAUCGCAUUGUUCGGCAAGUAACCUCUGACGUUUUGCUUCAAGAAAUAGUGUUUUUUAUCCUUGGAGAACAGAGAGAACCAGAAACUGUGGCAGAAAUUAGCAGACAUCCUUUAAGACAUAGGUUAAUUGAACAUUGUGAUCACAUAUCUGAUGAGAUAAGCAUCAUGACAUUAAGAAUGUUUGAACAUCUUUUACAAAAACCCAAUGAGCAUAUUCUUUACAACUUGGUCCUAAGAAAUCUUGAGGAAAGGAAUUAUACAGAAUAUAAACCUGUGUGCCCAGAAGAUAAAGACGUGGUGGAGAAUGGAUUGAUAGCGGGAGCAGUAGAUCUGGAAGAAGAUCCAUUAUUUACUGACAUUUCACCAGAUAACACUUUGUCAAACCAAGAGUGGCUUAGUGCUUCACCUCCCGCUACUCCAGACCACCCCAAAAAUGACGGGAAAACCGAAGUCCAUAAAAUUGUAAAUAGUUUUCUCUGUCUGGUACCGGAUGAAGCAAAAUCAUCCUACCACGUUGAGGGCACUGGAUAUGACACCUACCUCCGAGAUGCUCAUAGGCAGUUCCGGGACUACUGUGCUAUCUGCUUACGAUGGGAGUGGCCUGGCUCUCCAAAAGCAUUGGAAAAGUGCAAUUUAGAAGCAGCUUUCUUUGAAGGUCAUUUUUUGAAAGUUUUAUUUGACAGAAUGGGAAGAAUUCUUGAUCAGCCAUAUGAUGUCAAUUUACAAGUAACCUCGGUGUUGUCUAGACUCUCUCUCUUCCCUCAUCCACACAUACACGAGUACCUUUUGGAUCCUUAUGUGAACCUUGCUUCUGGCUGUAGAUCUCUCUUCUCUGUAAUCGUCAGGGUGGUCGGAGACCUGAUGGUUAGGAUCCAGCGCAUUCAAGACUUCACUCCCAAGCUCCUCUUAGUCAGAAAGCGAUUACUGGGCUUGGAACCGGAAGGCCCUAUUAUCGACCACAUCACAUUGCUGGAGGGCGUGAUCGUGCUGGAGGAGUUCUGCAAGGAGCUGGCGGCCAUCGCGUUUGUGAAGUUCCACGCUUCCUCCUCGCCGUGAAGAGCGCCUUCGGGUGACCAAGGGCACAGACCCGCUGUGUGCACCCAUCGGAAAAGACAGUCCCACCCCGUGCAGAGAGGAUAAAAAGCCCCUGUAAAUGAAGUAUCGCUGUAAACUGGACAGAACCAUUACGAACCCACUGAGUGGACAGUUUCAGUAAAAUGUGGUCUAAUGUUGUUUUCAUUGGCUUUAUCAUAAUGGUUCUAUGUAUAACAUUGCACGUCCUUGAAUUCAGGAUACAAUCAAAGGAACUUCAGGAAAUAAGCAUUUCUAAUGCCUGUGUGAAAAGCUGCAAAAUUUCUGAUGUCAUGACUUUGAUGAUAUUUCUGUUAUUUUAAUAUCCUUUUAGGUAGCAAGGCAUUUUGACAUUCUCUGGGACUCAAAUGCUUAUAUUCUUUUGGAUUAAUAAGUAGCAAAAAUAACUAAUUUUAUAACUUUUUAAGGUCAGAAUUCUUAUCAAAAAAUAUGAAAAAAAAACUGUAAAUGAGAAAAAAAUACAAUUCAGGGACCAUCAAAGAGUUAAUAAAAUGUGUAGAGCACCAUUAAUUUUCUUCAGCUUUUCUAAAAAUAACAAUUUAAUAUGAUAAAGAAAUUCUUGAUUAAUAUAAUAUAUAUAUUUUUAAAGAAAUGUUCUUUUACUCUUGUGCACAUAGCCAUGUUAGUGAUUAAUUUUCACGUAUGGGUCCCAGUUUAUUUAAACCUUGUCAUUUUUGCAACAACGUUGAAUUUGUGCUCACCGUCGGUAGUAUUUGCUAAAAUAGUAUGUUUUAAUCUAAUUAACAUAUUUUGGGUUGCGAACCAUUUUUCUCUCCCUCUCUGAAGAUUGUUGCAUAAAGGUGUUUUCUAAUUUGAUUUUCUUGUCGAAAUGCAUGGUCAUGUUCAGGUGGGAAACCGACUGAUAACUCUUAGGCGGCAAUCAAAAUGCCAGUGUCCUCCUUAAUGUUUACAUUAUUUUUUCAUUUUGCUGAGGCUAUUGUUUUAAAUGAUUCUAAAGAGUUUAAAAAAAAAACAGCCAACCAGUCUCUCCUGUUUACAUGGUAAAGAAUGGGUAAAUUGGGUGUGUGAGUGACUGCGAACGGAUACACGCUUGGGGACGCGUGUGGCUGUAAAGCUGCGCUGUGCACGGCGUGCCUGGCCCUGAGCGACAAGCGGUGUUUGCUACUCCACUCUCUAGUCUUCCUUUCAGUGAUGCUUAUCACACAGAUAUUUCGUGGUUACGCUUUCUUCUUUUUUUUUAGUUGAAAUGUUAAGCAGCGGCACUUUCCUCUUUAUCUUUCCAUUUAUUGAUAUUUGCAGAAACAGACUAUCACACUCUCUAGCUUGAAAAGAACUGUUGCUGCCCUUUCUAAGAAGUUGGUUUAUGUAGCAUGUUUGCUUAUGUACAGUGCGUGGCGUGUUCAUGGCAGCAUGUUUUAUACCUACUGCUAAUUUCGAUGUAUUAGUUGCUCUGAUUUAUUUUCUUAGAUUUUGCUAUUUAUUAAGAAAAAAAUUGUCAAAACAUUCUGGAUAUUCUUGGCUUUAGAAUGCUUCCCACUGUCAAAACAAGAAAAACUAAAUUUCUGACUUAAUGCAAAUCUUCGUUAGCUCUUUCUGAGAAGUUUAUUGAGCAAAACAAUGGAAAAACAAAGGUAGGAGACAGAUACGUUGUGCAUGAUUUUCUUCAAAUGAUUUUUAAUGACGGAAAGACAUUAAGUUUGCUGUAUUUAUUGAUCAGCUUAUGUAAGGAACCCUGCAGCACCUUCCAUUUUAGAGGUAGUUGUAGUCUACUUUGGCGUAGGUAUUAGUUAAAACAAGGCAUUAGGAGAUGUUAGACAUUUCUUAAUGUUUUCAUAGCGUUUAGUAGGUGUAAUAGCAGUGAUGUGACCUCUCAAACCAAAUACUAUUUUAUCUUUGAUUUCACAAUGGGACCUUAUAGCUAAUCCAUGAAACCAAGCUCAGAAAAGCUUUAACUCAUAUUUUUUUGUGUGUAUGCUGCUUCUUAAAACAUAAUUAUUUUUCUAAGUUAUUGUAAUAACUGAUUUAUAAUCAGCUAAAGCUUAAGGUAUAUUUUGUUUCUCUUUAAGCCCCUUCUUUCUUUUCUUCCUUCUUAUUCAGACGUAGAGCCAGCACAAGUUCUCACAGUGAGUUAGAUUUGUUGGUGAAACAUUGUACUACAUUAUUAGUCUUUUGUUUUUAUGGUCUUGCAGAAGCCGAAUAUUUCUGUUCCUCAGUACUUGUAAAACAGUGACUAAAAUGCACUGUUGGGUAGAAAGUACCAUCUUAACAAUUGAUUGCCAGAAGCAAGUUCCAAACUGAAUUUGAGCCUUGCUUCGCAUUGAUAUAAAUAGGUAUGAACAUUUUUUUAAAACUUUCUAACAGUAUAGUCUUUGGAUUUAUUUUUAGUAACGAGCCACAUUCUUUACUUGAUAGAACUCAGAUUUCUCAUUAGCCAAUUAUUGUAGUACUCACAUUAUAACUAUGUAAUGUUCUCGUAUGUAUCUGUGCAAUAUGGGAGCUAUGAGUGGAUUCAUAGCUUUUUAGUUUAAUUGUACAUUAUUGUGUGUGUACAUGUGUAUAUAUAUGUGUGUGUAAAUAUAUAAGGACCAAAAUCUUCAGCUUGCUUACACUGUUGCUAGUGUAAAGAUUGUUACACUUAAUUUUACGGGGCACAAAUUAUGGAAUUACUUCAUAAUUCAUGGUAAUAUGUUUCCGUAAAUUAUUGCAUUAAUAUACAAUUAUCAUUUAAUUAUGAAGUUCAUAGGUAUUGACUGAAGUUACAGUGAAACGCUAAAACCACAAAUUAACAUGGUAGUUAUAUAUUGGGUGGUACAAUUAAUCAAAAUAUGCAUGUCAUUCUGACACUUGUGUUAAAACAUGAUAGAUAAUCAUAUUUCUGGGCCCUGUAAAAUAGUGUUACUGUAAUACUCUGUUUUGCCUCCUGCCUUGUUUACAUUAAACAAAGGAUAUUUGGUAAAUUUUUCUAUUGAAUAUUGUGUAGGUUACUGACAGUGUUACCAGGGCCUAGAAUUCUUGGGCCGUCUAUGAAGAAACCCUUCAGAUGGUGAUUGUGCACCUACUAUCUCUGCAAAGGGAGCUGUGAUCAACUUUUUGUGCUAACGAUGCAUGCAGGACUAAGAGGGAUAAUCUAAAAAUAAAUAAUGGAAUUUAAACAAAA